Messenger RNA from Hylaeus volcanicus, 799 nucleotides. RefSeq lists its product as uncharacterized. The record is from RefSeq and is a predicted model, not a curated record. The transcript is spliced from 3 exons. The coding region runs from base 188 to 787 and encodes 199 amino acids. NCBI's taxonomy places the organism in Eukaryota, Metazoa, Arthropoda, Insecta, Hymenoptera, Colletidae.
GAUGCGGAUCGUAGUAAAUUCUGACGUGACAAGCUGUACGCAUGUGUUAAGUGUUUCUCGGUACCUAGGUUAUAUUUAUGUUACACCUGUUGCACAUACAUUGACAUCUAAUCGCUAUUAUAAUCUCGCUUAACCUCCGUUAAUGUUUUCGUCUAAUAUUUGUAUUACUAUAAAAUGAUUUCUGAUAAUGUCAGAUACAUUCAUUGAAAAAGAUAAUAACAACGAAGUAGAAGCUCAAAGUCACUCGAAAACGAUACUUGACGUUAAAUCGUUGAAUCUAUCGGAGCGCCCGUUACCCGACAGUCGAAUAGUAACUUCUCGGAAAAUUUAUUCAGCGAUUCAAAUUGAAUCGAACGUGAAUUACGAUGAUUUAUGUGGUUCGUGGGUUUACCCGAAAAAUCGUGUUUAUAGUUGGUAUAAUGAACCGCCGAUCCCAAGUGUAUGCAUUUGGCAAUACUUUACAAAACAGGAUGUAGAUUAUUUGAAGAAGUACCAGAAAAAUAAGGAAAUUGUACUUUUCUUCUUUGAAAAUAAGUUCGCAAAAGAAUGUAAAACAAAGAGCAACGAUAUUCUUCUGUACGAACUGUGGGAAUUUUUCAAAUUCGCGAGGCUUCAUUCGUUUAGAGGUAAAAGUAUUUCCGCAGUUUUAGGACUUGUAUACUUGAUGCAUUUAUUUUUUCUAUCGCACCCAUGGCGGUCAGCUAAAGAAAUUUAUGAGUUUUUCCAUGAAGCUACUUUGUUGCAUACAGUAUUGGUUCGUAUCUUAAAUUUUUUUUUAGUACUAUAACAAGUACUAAAA